AUGACCAUGGGAGUGGCUGGCAUUGGGAAAACACUGUUAACACAGAAGUUCACUCUGGACUGGGCUGAAGGCAAAACCAACCAGAACAUUGAUUUCAUAUUUCCAUUCACUUUCAGAGAGCUGAAUAUAUUGAAAGAAGAAAAGUUCAGCUUAUUAGGACUGAUUCAUAAAUUAUUUUCUAAAACCAAAGAAAUCAGCAGCUUUGAAACGUUCCAGGUUCUGUUCAUCUUUGAUGGUCUGGAUGAAAGUCGAUUUACUCUGGACUUCAAGAAAAAUCCGAUCCUGACUGAUGUUACAGAGUCCAGCUCAGUGGAUGUUCUGGUGACAAACCUCAUCAGGAGGAAACUGCUUCCCUCUGCUCUCCUCUGGAUAACCACACGACCUGCAGCAGCCAAUCAGAUCCCUGCUGAGUGUGUUGGCAUGGCAACAGAGGUCAGAGGGUUCACUGACCCCCAGAAGGAGGAGUACUUCAGGAAGAGAUUCAGAGAUGAUGAAGAGAAGGCCAGCAGGAUCAUCUCCCACAUCCAGAAAUCAAAAAGUCUCCACAUCAUGUGUCACAUCCCAGUUUUCUGCUGGAUCACUGCUAAAGUUCUGGAGGAUGUGAUGAAGACCAGAGAGGGAGAAAAACUGCCAAAGACUCUGACUGAGAUGUACAUAGCA
Messenger RNA from Xiphophorus hellerii (green swordtail), 660 nucleotides. Its product is annotated as protein NLRC3-like. The record is from RefSeq and is a predicted model, not a curated record. NCBI's taxonomy places the organism in Eukaryota, Metazoa, Chordata, Actinopteri, Cyprinodontiformes, Poeciliidae. The annotation marks the transcript as partial. The transcript has a single exon.